Molecule: messenger RNA, 2158 nt
Organism: Melitaea cinxia (Glanville fritillary)
Lineage: Eukaryota; Metazoa; Arthropoda; Insecta; Lepidoptera; Nymphalidae
Product: disintegrin and metalloproteinase domain-containing protein 10-like
Exons: 14
Coding region: 1-2037 (678 amino acids)
Biological process (GO): membrane protein ectodomain proteolysis; Notch signaling pathway
Cellular component (GO): plasma membrane
Molecular function (GO): metalloendopeptidase activity
Source: RefSeq, a predicted model, not a curated record
AUGCAAAGAGCGGAUAAGAUGUGCAGUUCCUAUGGUUAUCAAGUUUUAAACGCAAAGUUUGGGAAGGAAAGGCAUUUGCUAUGUUUAAAGCUGCAGGCUAUAGGUUCUUCACCCUUGGCGUCUCGCUCAUGGUCACUACUUCUAAAUCCUGAUUUAAAUGACGAUUUCAUUGGAAAUCAGUUUCCUUUAGCAGAUGUCACUAUGGCGUACGGAUUCCCAGUUGAGGAUCCAUCAUCCGGAUCAGCUGAAGGCUACAUUGGCGAUGAUCAUAAUUUUUAUGGUGUACUACAUUUAGGUAACCGAACUCUCUACGCUGAUCCGUACGGAAUAGAUGAUCCGAAUAAAUUUUUUGGUAUACUGGAAAAUGAUAACAUGGCUGCACCCCAGCGACCACGCCGAGAUAAUGCCCAGUUUCCCUACUUCCCGUUUCGCAUCGAGGAACGUCGGCGCGAGCCAGGUGUCGCGCGUGCUCGCAUCUGCGAUCUACUGCUGCUAGCUGAUAAAGAGUUCUUUGAAAAAGAUGCAAACUCUAGCCUUAAUCAAGUCGUCCGAAGAAUGAUGCAUGCUGUUACACAAGCUGAUAUUAUAUUCAGAAAUGCUGACUUCAAUGAAGAUGGUACACCAGAUAAUAUUGGUUUCUCUGUUAAAUACAUUUUGGUCCUUACUUCCGAAGAGACUAAUAAUCGGGUCUUCGGAGACUUAGGGAAAGAACGAGCGGUAGACGGUAGAAAUUACCUAAUGCGUUUCGCAAGAUUGAGGCGACUUUCCGAAGUCUGUCUUGGAGUCGCUUUCUCUGGUCAUGCUUUUCAUAAUAGGACACUUGGAUUGAGUUUUACCUCUCUUGGUAGUGGUAUGGGCGGAGCUGCCGGAGGUCUAUGUGACAGACGUGCGUACGGCAGAUCUUUCAAUACUCUUGCACUAGCACAUGCUACGCUUAACGCUAACGAACGAGUUCCUGAGAGAAUAUCUGCUUUAACUUUGGCACAUGAAAUAGGUCACAGUUUCGGUGCUCAUCAUGACGACCACUUUCCUAAUCGCGAGUGCCAGGGCUACCUUAUGGGUUCACAAUCAUCACCUUCCAACAGCCACCACUUCGAGUUCUCUCUUUGCAGCAAACGACUCAUAUCAGCUACUUUGAGUAGUAUGAGCUACUGCUUGUUGGAAGUGGAUAAGCCUUUUUGUGGCAAUGGUAUUGUAGAAAAAGGAGAGGCUUGCGAUUGCGGUCUCCCCUCUCACUGCAUAUUUAGAGAUCCGUGUUGUACCCCACGUGCAGGAGGUGCUCUUGCAUCUGAAGAUAGAGCUUUACACAAAGGAGGUUGCUCCGUUGCUCCUACAGCUAUGUGUCAUCCAUCGCAGGGGCUCUGUUGUAAUGCAAAUUGUGAAUAUGCCAAUCUGACUAAGAGUGGCAUUGAGUGUGCAGAGCAAGAAAGACAAUGCACUUGUCCAAACUUGACAUCGGAAUGUCGUUGUGGCGUGGGAGGGCGAUGUCUAGAAGACGGAACUUGCCAUUCCGCUGAGUGCGCCAUCUUGGGUCUUAGAGAAUGCAGCUGUGGAAAGACUGGACCAGGUGGCAUGUUAAGCAAGAAAAAAAUGUGUGGAAUAUGUUGCAUAGUAAAAGCAAGUAGUAAUGCCAAAAGUCGUUGUGUUGGCGUUGAGUUUGCGGCCAAAGAGUUUUUACAUUCUAGUCAAUUACCAACUACAUGGCCAGACAAAGAUUAUAAUGGGCCUAACUUAACAUUGAGUCUCUGUCUGAAUACCACAUGUCGGUAUGUUCAGAUAAGAGCUUGGCCUCCUGGAGAAGUUUGCGUUUCAAUGAACACAGUAGGCAUGUGCUCGCCUCGUGGUGUAUGCAAAAUGGUCGUUAUAACACCUAGCUCAAACGUUUACCCGGAUAUUAUGACCUCGAAAUUGAUGAGGCAUGCAACAAGUGCAUCAAUGAACUUUGAAGUCGAGAUUUCAAAUAUAUUUUUUUUAUUAAUUUUAUAUCAUCUUAUAACAUCAAAUUCUCUCAUGUUUAUUUACAUUUAUACAACAUAAAUUAUUGUAUUUCGUACGAAAACUCACUUUUAUUUUUGUUGACUUUUAAUUGUUAACUGUUUUCCGAUUACGUAGCUUCGCUACUUAGGUGGUUGUAUUUUCUAAUAUAUCAUUUAUCGUA